AUGAGGGGCUACCAGCUGCAGAUUGAAGGUUCCUGCGGCUGGUGUGAUGACACAGCGCUCAACGGCCUGAGGUUGCGCUGUGAGGAGGGCAACAUGCUUUCUAUCCAGGACGGGAACUGGGGCGGCUGGAGCGGGGUUAGCGAGUGCGCGUCGGGGUACUUGACGGCCGCGCGUUUGAAGCUUGAGGGGCAGCAAGGCGGAGGCGACGAUACUGCCGCUAAUUCAAUCCAGUUUAGGUGCUCCAACGGACAGGAUCUUUGGGCCGGUGAAGCACCGUGGGGCGGGUAA
Messenger RNA from Volvox carteri f. nagariensis, 288 nucleotides. RefSeq lists its product as uncharacterized. Lineage: Eukaryota; Viridiplantae; Chlorophyta; Chlorophyceae; Chlamydomonadales; Volvocaceae. The transcript has 3 exons. Bases 1 to 288 code for a protein of 95 amino acids. The record is from RefSeq and is a predicted model, not a curated record.